AUACAUUCAGAAGAUAGCUAUAUUGCUAUAGAUGCUGUAGAAAUUGUAUCAGAGCCUGAUUUUCCGACAUGUUCUCAUAAAAACAUCCCAGAAUAUCAGAUCAAUAGAGAUCCUCCAUAUGCUGAUCAACAUAAAAUCACCGCAGAGAAUCAAUUUAUUGAUACUACCGUCCAAUCUGGGAUAACAUACAAGUACACUGUUCAAACAAUACAAGCGUCGAGAACAAGCGUGAACUCUCCCCAUAUUGUGUACACACAUGGUCAACCGUUCUGUGGAGAUGGUCUUAUUAACGGCAACGAGGAAUGUGAUGAUAAGAACGCUGUGGACGGAGAUGGGUGUUCAAUGGAUUGCACAGUAGACGAGGGUUUUAAAUGUCAAGGUUCUCCGAGCUUAUGCUCUUGGUCUCCUGUUGACACAUGCGAUGAUUCGAAAAGAGUGUGUGGUUUGAACCCUCCGGACGGCUUCUACGAUCAAUGGGCUGUUGAGGCCAGUGCAAACCCCGAGUAUCAAGCAGCAGACUGUCCGGCUUCCAUUGUAACCGGAAAACCAGAAAAGAUACAGAAAUGCGAUGCCAUCCCACCAGACACUUUCUGGCGGCCCUGUGGUGAAUUUUUCGACGUGACUGGAGACUUUUGGAUCCGUGUACACAUAUAUAAGCCAGUUGUAGCUAUCGCUGUUAUAGUACACCUUGCAUCUGAUGGGCGGUCUGUUUUCAACCACGAUAAAAAGUCUAUGAAUGUUCAGCUUAUAAAUACUGACGAUUCUGUUACAUCUCUGACCAAGGAAAGCAUUCCUAUUUCAUGCCAAGAGAAUCCUGUCCUCGUCCCAGUGGUACAAGAUUUAAGCAAACCAUUCCAUCUGACCAAAGGGGCAAUUAUUUCCUUCACGUUUUCAAGUAUAGGGAUAUAUGCCGUCAGGAUAAGAUCUAGUCCGUUCAUUAACCCACCCGGAAUUUCAGCAUGUUUAAACAACGAAGUCUACUAUCCACAGCAUGGCGUAUGUAUCAACGAUAAAUGCACGAAAAAAUCGUGCAACAAGUUCAAAGUCAAAUAUGGCGAAGCAGUGUGUUCUGGUCUUGAAAAUGGCGAUUCUUGUAAAAUACAAUGUGACAAAGGGUAUUAUGUAAAUGGACACGAGAACAAAGCCGAGUGUGUUAACGGUGUAUGGAUAACUUCGUCCCCUUUAAUAUGCUCCCCUGUAGACUGUGGCAAACCGACGGUCAAACAAGCUACUGUAGCGUGUCCUGAGGGAACUUUUUACUCUAAAAAUUGCCACUUCAAAUGUAACAAACCAGCUUCAGUACUUGGAGAUGAUAUGAGUCUCACUUGUCAACGAAAUGGUCGUUGGUCAAAGCCAAAAGCUGCAUGCGUUAUCCAGUGUAAAGCGUUGGACCCUAUAACAUAUGACAAUGGUAAACUGAAGACAACCUCGUGUAUAAAAGGUCCACAGCCUGUUGGCACCCAGUGUAAAGUAAGAUGUCAGGAAGGAUACCAUGUUCAAGAUGAAAGAAAGAAAAGACGUUUCCUUCGCAUUAUAUGUGAUGAAGACGGGGAAUGGUUUGGGCCAAAAUGUGUACCAAACACGUGUGAACCGUUACCGCGCAUAUUCACAGGCGCGUAUGUGUGCACAAAUGGAUUUCAAAGUAGCAGCACGUGCAAUAUGAGUUGCCCGGGUGAUUCAGCGGCGUUUCAAACAGUUACAUGCUUGUCAACCGGUGAAUGGAAUGAAGAGUUGCAGGAAUGUCCACUAGAUGGCACUGAAACCUGUCCUGUUCCGGUGUCCAAAGGAAAUAUUAAGUUUGACUGCGAUUCCACUGUUCCCGGAUCAGAAUGUACAAUAUCUUGUAUGGAUGGUCACAGUCCGGUGUUACGAAGCUUUCAGUCGUCUGCGAACAAAAACGACCACUUUACGGACACGAUAGUGUGUACAGUGCUCCAGAAAUGGGAUCCGAGCCCCAGUCAUAUCACCUGUGUGGAACCGUGUAUAGAGUUUUCCAUCAGUGACGGAUUUUGCGAUGCCAGUAAUAACCGGGAUGUGUGCGACUGGGACGGGGGUGACUGCUGCACGUCCACUGUGCUAGGUGGUAUGGUGCUACCCAUGCCCGAGGAUUGCACGGUUGAGUGCGCAUGCAAGGACCCGCUAGCUAUAGAGAACAGACGUCGCAAGAGAAGGCAUAAACACCCGUACUGGAAUACUUAAUGUUGGCUGAUAUGCCGCCAUUUUCUCAGACAAUACAUUCAUUAACUCUCAAUGCUUGUUGUCAUUUUAAUCUUAAGAAUAUUAUUGUUUGUUUCAAUACAUGCCGAAUGCUUUUUUAAAUAUGUUAUGUAUCAUUCUUGUUCUGAUAACAAGUUUUUUUUUCAUAUAUUGCCAAUUAGAUGAUGUGUUAAUAUCACUGACGAUUUUGUUUUCAUAGACUAAUAAACGCAUCCAAAAUGUCCACAUAAAAAAACUGAUGUAACAAUGAAAUAAAGUUAAUUGAAAUUU
Molecule: messenger RNA, 2487 nt
Organism: Ruditapes philippinarum (Manila clam)
Lineage: Eukaryota; Metazoa; Mollusca; Bivalvia; Venerida; Veneridae
Product: pappalysin-1-like
Molecular function (GO): metallopeptidase activity
Source: RefSeq, a predicted model, not a curated record